UUUUUUUGUUUGUUGUUUCUUAGCAUCUUUUUCAGACAAUACCAUCUCUUCUUCUGUUAUUGCUUCACCUUCCCCUUGCAGUUCAGCUCAGUUCCUUUUUUCUUUACAUCAACUUACAUAUUCCAGUUAAUAUCCAAGUGGCCGCACAGUCUGUCUACAGACUCUCUGCUGUCUGCUCUACGAGCAAACAUGAGACUUUUCAUCACGAUUUUCAUUUGCUUUCAAGUUGCAGGAAUUGCAGUCUCUUCCGAUAAGUCCUGUGUUUAUCAGGUGAAAACUCGUAUUGUACAAUCUGGAGGAUCUGUUAUUAUACCGUGUUCAUACAAUGACCACCAGGAACUGGGAGAGGAGGAACAUAUAAGCAUCCACUGGUUAGAGGGAAAGGAAACAACAUGUCUACAUAACACAGAUGUGAUCCCUUCUGGAAACGUUGCAGAGCAAUAUGAAGAGCGUCGUUUCACAUGGAAGGAUCCUAAUAGGAGCAGAACACAUUAUAUGGAGAUCACAGGACUGAAACCAACAGAUGGUCCGUUAUUCUGCUGCCAAAUAUUUAACAAACAAAAUCCACAAACAUUUUGGAAGAAUCAGUACGGGACUCUUCUGCAAUUCUCAGAUCAGAAAACUGCCACUCAGUUGGAAGAAUUGAUUGCUGUGUCAGGUGAAGACAUCAGAAUCCCCUGUCACUACCCCAAGGAAAUCAUAGAUUCUGGGGGGGAAGUCACCUGGUAUCGUGUAGAGAGUGAUUUGAACAUUUGUGACAUUAAUGGAAAAAAAGUUGAUACAUCAAACAAUACACAUCAAGAUAACCGACACUCACUGGUCAAUUACCGUCAAGCUAUCUCACUGCGCAUACGGAAAACCAACAAUCAGGAUCGGGGAGGUUAUUGCUGUUACGUUACUACUACAAGGGGAAUUUUAAGCAAACAAAUCACAACACUUGUUGUUGCAGAGCAACAAUUAUUCAAUUCUAAGAAUUCUCAUAAGAUCAUAGUCCGAAAAGGAGGAUCUGUAAAUCUGACUUGUUCCUACACCCAAGACAGCAGUCACAAAGAGAGAGAUAUCGUGCGGGUCAAUGUAUACUGGAGAGCGGGGAAUGUAACCGGACCGUACGCCUACCACCCCUACCAGGAAAUGGUUCAUUCCAAGUAUAAACAGAGAACAAGCAUAAUGGGGACAGCAAACCUCCAUAUAAAAGGUGUGAAGACUGAGGACAACACAACAUUUCACUGCUUUGUGGUGUUCAAAGUGUGUAAAGGUGACAACCAAUAUGAGGAUUCAAUUGUGUACGGAGGAGAGACCAGACUAAGUGUUGAAGACUCUACUGAAAUGACCUGGAAAGAAUUGCCAAUUUCCAUAAUCAGUAUUAUCAUUACUUCUGUGAUUAUCAUGAUUAUCAUCAUCCUGAUCUUACUAGUUUUGAAAGUAAAAGGUCUUCUCUGCAAAAAGAAAGGAAAUAGAACUGAACAUCAGAUGAACCCUAUCCAGGAUCCAGGUAAAGGUGAUGGGUCAAGUAAAGAAACAGGAUACUGUGAGGCAAUCUCAAAGAAACCAGAUGAGGUCCCGGUGGAUGGCACUGAUAAUUUGGGAAGAACGGUGGAGGAUGGAGAAGAUAAUAAAUUGCUUUAUGCCAUACUGGAUGAAAACAAACUGAAUGAUAAAAGUCGAGCUCAGCCAAAGCACACUGAGGAGGUUGUCUAUGCGGACGUGGUCAAUACAGCCCAUAAAUAGGGUUUUAUUAAAGCCCAACUGAAAUUUCAGUUCAAAUCCACUAAAUGGAUUCCAGGUGCAACCAAAACUGUGCAAAGUCCGCCCCCCACCACCACCAAAGGCAGCAUAGGGUGUGUACUGUUCAUAUGCUGCAGCGGAGAUGCUUUGCAUGGUGCCUUGGCAAAGACUAUCCUCGCUGUUGUGUUCAGCCGACAGUACCACAAGAACAAGACCCAUUCAUCCAACAAGGCGCCCCAAGACUUCCCCCAUUCAACCAAAUGGGGCGCCCCGCAACCACAAGGCAUGCCCAUUCAUCUGAAUAGGCUGCUCACAACAAGACCAUUCAAAUGAUGGGGGGGGCGCGUUAAACUGAAUGGGGCAACUGGCAACCCCAAUGCAGUCAAUUCAACUGAAUGGGGGUGCAGGGUUUUAGGGGUUAAAACAGAAGGUGAAUGCCUCUUCAUUGCCUAUACAAUGCCCUCUUAAGAGUGAUCCGAACAUGCAAUAUUCUUUACUUUUUGCUAUAAUAAAUAUCCCCAAAA
Rana temporaria (common frog) is the source of this 2249-nucleotide messenger RNA. RefSeq lists its product as uncharacterized. NCBI's taxonomy places the organism in Eukaryota, Metazoa, Chordata, Amphibia, Anura, Ranidae. Bases 190 to 1728 code for a protein of 512 amino acids. The transcript has 10 exons. The record is from RefSeq and is a predicted model, not a curated record.